Messenger RNA from Botrytis fragariae, 303 nucleotides. RefSeq lists its product as uncharacterized. Bases 1 to 303 code for a protein of 100 amino acids. The record is from RefSeq and is a predicted model, not a curated record. The transcript has a single exon. NCBI's taxonomy places the organism in Eukaryota, Fungi, Ascomycota, Leotiomycetes, Helotiales, Sclerotiniaceae.
AUGCAAGCAACUACAAAGACAAAGACAGAGAUCAAAAAACAAACAAAAGAAAAUACUCAAGCAAAUGCAAGAAUCGUGAAGGCGUCGUCGUCGUCGUCGAGUACACAGCCGUCGUCUGCAGAACCACGGCAAACAACAAUAGAGAUCGCUGACACCGGAAAGAGCAACGGUGGUAUACACGAUGCAAGUUCAGCCAUCAAAAAGCCCCAAAAGAAACAAUAUUUGGAUGCAAAAAGAAGAGACUCGGCCCCAAGUGCAAGUCAAAGAAUUUUGGGCAAGGUAAAAGAUAAGAUAGGAAGAUAA